Messenger RNA from Solanum tuberosum (potato), 1544 nucleotides. Its product is annotated as basic proline-rich protein-like. The coding region runs from base 43 to 1362 and encodes 439 amino acids. The transcript has a single exon. NCBI's taxonomy places the organism in Eukaryota, Viridiplantae, Streptophyta, Magnoliopsida, Solanales, Solanaceae. The record is from RefSeq and is a predicted model, not a curated record.
AUAUUGAAUAGAAAAAAGUAUUAUCAAAUCAUCAUCAUAAUCAUGUCUUCAAAAAAGUGUAUUGUUUUCCUCAUUAUUCUGCUUUCCAUCAUCACUACCAGUCCUCUAGCCCAUGCUCAAUUACCCAUUCUUGGUCCCAUUUUUGGUCCCAUUCCCAUUGUUGGUCCUAUUCUUGGUCCCAUUCUUGGUCCCAUUGUUGGCCAACCCAUUAGACCACCGAUUGUACCACCGGUUGCCCAAGUACCACCGGUUGGUCAAGUACCACCCAUUGUUGGACAAGUACCACCCAUUGUACCACCCAGUGUUGGCCAAUUGGCACCCCUUCUUAACCAACUAUUACCAUCCCUUCUUAACCAACUAUUACCACCCAUUGUUGGAAGAUUAUUACCACCCAUUCUUAACGAAGUAUUACCAGGCAUUGUUAGCCAGCUAAUACCACCCAUUGUUGGUCAAGUACCAUCUAUUGUGCCACCCAUUGGUCAAGUACCACCCAUUGUACCACCCGUUGGUCAAGUACCACCCAUUCUACCACCCGUUGGUCAAGUACCACCCAUUGUACCACCCGUUGGUCAAGUACCACCCAUUCUACCACCCGUUGGUCAAGUACCACCCAUUGUACCACCCGUUGGUCAAGUACCACCCAUUCUACCACCCGUUGGUCAAGUACCACCCAUUGUACCACCCGUUGGUCAAGUACCACCCAUUCUACCACCCGUUGGUCAAGUACCACCCAUUGUACCACCCGUUGGUCAAGUACCACCCAUUCUACCACCCGUUGGUCAAGUACCACCCAUUGUACCACCCGUUGGUCAAGUACCACCCAUUCUACCACCCGUUGGUCAAGUACCACCCAUUGUACCACCCGUUGGUCAAGUACCACCCAUUCUACCACCCGUUGGUCAAGUACCACCCAUUGUACCACCCGUUGGUCAAGUACCACCCAUUCUACCACCCGUUGGUCAAGUACCACCCAUUGUACCACCCGUUGUUGGCCAACCAGCUAAUAUAACUAUACGGGGUGUUGUGUCUUGCUCCACAUCGGGAAAUGCCCCAGGCCCCGGAAUUGGUGGAGUAAAUGUCGCCAUUAUUUGUGGCAACACAACCCUUGCUCAAGUGAUCACAAAUGUUGAAGGUUUAAUAAAUGUUACAUUGAGCACCAAUACAAAUAUUUUGUUUGGAAAUACUUCAACUCUUUCAUGUGUUGCAAGGGCUGCUCUCCCAAUUGUUAAUUGUACUGUGUUGCCCACCUCAGGAAUUCUUCAAGCUCCCCUCAUGCUUGUUGGAAACAUCGUUCAGGGUGUGAGUGGUGUAGUUUUAUCAGCACUUGUGGGGACAUUUAAUUUAGUAGCAGUUAUGAUAUAGUCAAGCUUGGUCAUUUCUAUUUCUCCACUCCUUAAUAAUGCAUGACUCUUUCACUUAAUAAAUACCUAAAUAAAUACUCAUAUCAUAUGGAAUGAGUAUAAAAGGUCAUGUGUGUUUAUGUUAACUAUUAUCUUAUUAUAUAUAUAAUAAAUAAAUAAAUGGUGUGGGUGGAUAAUUAACUA